AUGGGCGCGCUGUCCACCCGCUGUCAGUCAGGGCCGGGGGCGGGGCUCGGGGCUCGUCCAAUGGGCGCGCUGUCCACCCGCUGUCAGUCAGGGCCGGGGGCGGGGCUCGGGGCUCGUCCAAUGGGCGCGCGGUCCACCCGGAUCGCGGCGGGCGGGGCGGCUUCCGCAGUGCGCGCCUUUGUGUCGGAGCGCGCGGCCCGUCCUGCAGCUCGGGGACGCCGGGACCGUUUCCUUCCUGGAGUUUGGGGACUUCGGUUCCCACUGUGCGGCCCGAGCCACCGUGCGGCGGGAGAGCGGACGGAGCCGCUGGCGUUGGGGACGCCGGACAUGGACUUAGUAUCAUUUGAAGACAUAGCUGUGGACUUCACCCGGCAAGAGUGGCAGGACCUGGAUGUUGCUCAGCGAAACCUCUACAGAGAUGUGAUGCUGGAGAACUACCACAGCCUGGUGUUCUUGGGGAACUGUAUGACCAAGCCAGAUUUGAUCUUCAAGCUGGAGCAUGGAUUUGCACCAUGGAGUGCAGUAAAAGGCUCAAUCUGGAGACAUUCAGCAGAUUUAAAAAGUCAACAGAAAAUCCACUGUAUAAAGAAUUCUGAAUUUAAACAGUGCUAUAAUGCUAUCUAUCACAAGUCACACCUCACUUGUCAUCAGCAAACUCACACAGUGGAGAAGCCUUAUCAUGGUAAUGAACAUGGGAAAUCUUUAUACCAGAAGUCACAACGCACUAUGCAUCAGAGAUCUCACACAGGGAAGAAGUCAUAUAAAUGUAAUGAAUGUGGUAAAGCUUUUCCCCAGCAAUCCUACCUCACUGUGCAUCAGAAAACACAUACUGGUGAUAAGUCAUAUGUCCAUAAAAAAUGUGGGAAAACAUCCCUUGUGAAGUCACAAGUCAUUCUGCAUCAGAGAAAUCAGGCAGUUGAGAAACUUCAUGAAAGUAAUGAAUGUAGGAAAGCUUUCCUCUCCAAUUCAGAUCUUAAUAAACAUCAGAGAAGACAUACAGUCAAGAAGCCAUAUAAAUGUAAUAAAUGUGGGCAAACUUUCGUCUGGAAGUCAAACCUCGCGAGACAUCAGAAAUAUUUCACAAGUGAGAAGUCACAUGAAUGUAAUGAAUGUGGGAAAGCUUUUGUGUGGAAGUCACAACUUAUUCUGCAUCAGAAAAAUCAUACAGGAGAGAAGCCAUAUGAAUGUAAUGAAUGUGGAAAAUCUUUCCUUCACAAGUCAAAUCUUAAUAGUCAUAAGAUAACUCAUACAGGGGACAAGCCAUAUGAAUGCAAUCAGUGUGGUAAAGCUUUUUCCCAGAAAUCAUACCUCAAUAGGCAUAAGAAAACACAUACAGGUGCGAAGCCACAUGAAUGUAAUGAAUGUGGUAAAGCUUUCUCCAGGAAAUCACACCUCACUCAACAUCAGAAAACACAUACAGGUGAGAAACCUUAUCACUGUGAUGAAUGUGGUAAAGCUUUUGCCCGGAAGUCACACCUCAGUGGUCAUCAGAAAACACAUACAGGUGAGAAGCCUUAUGAAUGUAAUGAAUGUGGGAAAGCUUUCAACUCCAAGUUACAACUCACUAUCCAUCAGAGAACUCACACAGGUGAGAAGCCAUAUGAAUGUAAUAUGUGUGGGAAAGCUUUCAUCUCCAAGUCACAACUCACUAUGCAUCACAGAACUCAUACAGGUGAGAAGCCAUAUGAAUGUAGAGAGUGUGGAAAAGCUUUCAUCUGCAAGUCACAACUCACUGUGCAUCAGAGAACUCAUACAAGUGGGAAGCCAUAUAAACGUAAUAAAUCUGGGAAAGCUUUCUAUCAGAAUUCACAGCUUCCUAUUCAUGGAAGAACUCACAGCUGAGAUGCCAUUUGAAUGUAUUAAGUUUGACAAAGCUUUUUACUAGAAUUGAAUUAAUCAUGUAUCAGAGCAUUAAUAUAGAUGAGAAACCUUAUGAGUAAGAUGUAUGUGGGAAGGCUUUCUACUAGAAAUCAUAACCCCGUGCAUCAGAGGAUUCAUAAGAGUUAGGGAUGUGGUGGUGCAUGCCUUUAAUCCCAGCACUCAGGAGACAGAGGUAGGAAGGUUUCCAUGAGUUCCAGGCCACCCUGAGAUGACAUAGUUAAGUCCAAGUCAGCCUGAAACAGAGUGAAACCCUACCUCAAAAAAACCAAAAAAAAAUAAAAUAAAAUAUAUAUGUAUAUAUUAAUGAGUAUGGGAAAGACUUUCUUAAAGACUUAAACCUCACUGUUUACCAGUGAACUUAGGCAGCAAUUAUAGGGAUGUAAUGUGUGUUUGAAAACUCAAUAUUCUCAUCUCCAUAUGAAUCACAGAAAUAGCAAUGUUGAGUGGACAUAUGAAUGUGCAAAAAAAAGCUAUGCCUCCCAUAGUAUUAGAGAACUCAAAAUGUUGUAGAGUCUUGUGCAUAUAACGAGUGGAAGGUUUUCACUCAGACAUAUAUCAUUCCACAUAGGACAAUUUAUACCAGUGAGAACUCUUCCAAAAUUAAAUCAUAUAUACAAUUUUUUAUUCCUCUGAAACUUACACUUGAUUUUAUAUCUUUGCAAUAAAAGCAAGUUGUUUUAAAGAUUUAAAUUGCCAAAUCUUGUAUGUUGAAAACCUUACUAAAUUUAACAAUGUCUGUAACUCAUGUUUGACUUCAGAAAAGGAUAUGCAUAUAGGUGAGAAUCCUGGUGAAUGUUAAUUUUUUUCUAGUAUGUAACUUUGUCAAUUGUCACCUGAAAAUGCCUCAGGGAAGGUGUCAAUGUUUUUCAUGCCUAAUAAGGAUUUGAUAUUUCCAGGUUACAUUAAAUUACUUACAUAUCUCAA
Jaculus jaculus (lesser Egyptian jerboa) is the source of this 2805-nucleotide messenger RNA. RefSeq names its product zinc finger protein 25-like. Lineage: Eukaryota; Metazoa; Chordata; Mammalia; Rodentia; Dipodidae. Gene Ontology annotation, biological process: regulation of immune system process; negative regulation of transcription by RNA polymerase II; regulation of cytokine production. The coding region runs from base 1 to 1842 and encodes 613 amino acids. The record is from RefSeq and is a predicted model, not a curated record. The transcript has 4 exons.